Molecule: messenger RNA, 2074 nt
Organism: Dermochelys coriacea (leatherback sea turtle)
Lineage: Eukaryota; Metazoa; Chordata; Testudines; Dermochelyidae
Gene: RETSAT
Product: retinol saturase
Exons: 11
Coding region: 86-1912 (608 amino acids)
Source: RefSeq, a predicted model, not a curated record
CUUCCCCCUGGAAGGAGGGGCAGGUGCCCUUUCAAAGGGCUGCCCAGCUUUCAGGGGCAUUCCUUGGAGAGAAAUCACAACAGUUAUGUGGCUGUACUGGGUUCUGUUCGCCCUCCUGCUUCUCGCAGUGCUCAGGAGGCUCCUCAGGGGCAGUAGCUCCCCCAACCCUUUCUCUGCUGACUGCAGGAGGCCACCUGCCCCCCUGGUGACUGACAAGGAUGUUCGGAAAAAGGUUAUCAAACAAGCUUUCUCGGCUGCCAAGGUCCCCGAGAAUCUGGAUGCUGUUGUGAUCGGAAGUGGCAUCGGGGGGCUGGCCGCAGCCGUGCUCCUCUCCAAAGCUGGGAAGCGAGUGCUAGUGCUGGAGCAGCAUGGGAAGGCAGGCGGCUGCUGCCACACCUUCAGCGAGAAGGGCUUUGAGUUUGAUGUAGGUAUUCAUUACAUAGGGCAGAUAGGGGAGAAGUCCCUGAUGCGUUUCCUUGUGGACCAGCUCACGGAAGGGCAGUUGCAGUGGUCCAAGAUGCCGUCUGUCUUUGAUGCAGUAGUUCUGGGGGAGCCUGGAAACAGCAAAAUGUAUCGCUUGUACAGCGGGAAGAAGGAGUAUGUCGAAGGGCUAAAGAAACAGUUUCCAGAUGAAGCUGUGGCUAUUGAGAAAUUUGUGAGACUUGUAAAGAGAGUUGCCCAAGGAACUACGUACAUGACUAUUCUGAAAAUGGUACCUGUGCCCCUGGUCAAGAUCCUGAGCCGCGCCGGCCUGCUGGCGUGGCUCUCCCCUUUCUUUACCAUGACGUCCCGAAUCUUGACAGACGUGGUCAGUGAACUCACCACAAACGAAGAGCUCAGAGCGGUAUUUUGCUAUAUCUUUCCCACUUACGGAGUGGUUCCAGCCAGCGCCAGUUUCUCCCUACAUGCGAUUCUUGUGAAUCACUAUAUGGAAGGGGCAUGGUAUCCCCGAGGUGGCCCCAGUGAAAUCGCCUUCCACACCAUCCCGGUGAUCGAGAAGGCUGGCGGGGCUGUUCUAACCAAGGCGGUGGUGCAGAGCAUUUUGGUGAAUGCAGAAGGCAAAGCCUGUGGUGUUAGCGUGCAGAAAGGCCAAGAUCUCAUGAAUGUCUUUGCUCCUAUUGUGAUUUCUGACGCUGGAAUAUUUAACACCUAUGAGCGGCUAUUGCCAGCAGAGAUACGAACUUCACCUGAUAUUCAGGCUCAGCUUCGCAUGGUGGAUCACGGCAUAUCAGGGUUCAGUGUCUUCAUCGGACUCAAAGGCUCAAAGGAAGAGUUGGGACUGGAAGGCACAAACUACUUCAUCUACUCGCAUCAGAACCUGGAUGAAGCCAUGAAUUGCUUCCUUACUGCCUCAAGAGAAGAAGCUGCAGAGAACAUUCCUAUGCUCUUUGUUACAUCUCCGUCAUCCAAGGACCCCACCUGGCAGGAGAGAUACCCAGGCAAGUCAACUCUGUGCAUCUUGGCGUUUGCAAAGUACGAAUGGUUUGAGGAAUGGAAAGAUGAGACGGUCCAGAAGAGGGGAGCAGUAUACGAGAGCCUGAAAAACACCAUUGUAGAGUCCAUUCUGAAGACUGUUUUGAAACUCUACCCUAACAUAGAGGAUAAGAUCGAGUGCAUAUCAUCCGGGUCUCCACUCACCAACCAGCACUACAUAGCUUCCCCCAAAGGAGAGCUGUAUGGAGCUGCCCAUAGCAUCUCUCGCCUGCAGGCUGAAGCUACUGCCAUGUUACGCCCUCAGACCUGUGUGCCAAACCUCUACCUGACAGGGCAGGACGUAUGUUUGUGUGGCUUCAUGGGAGCGCUGCAAGGAGCCGUCCUGUGUGCCAGCGCUGUCCUGCAGCGCAACCUCUACAGGGACAUGCUGCGUCUGCGACGAAACAGCCCAGCUAACAACUCCAAGAAGAAAGACUGAGCUCCAGGGACCCAGCCAGCCAGCGCCUCUCUGCCUCGUUCUCCUUCCCCCAUGGCUAUGCCCUAACUCAGGCCCAGACCUUGGGUGUCUGGUCACUUGUAACACACCGUAACUUGUAGGACUUUUGUUUUUAAAUAAAAAUUAACCAAAAAAACCCACCGU